AAAGCUAGAAAAGAGUGGACCACCAAGAGGGGCACGAUGUUGUAGAGGGCUGGAACCGCUCGUAAGCUGCUGAGAUCUGUUUCAGGGGAACAAGCAAUAUCCUGAGGACCUGAAAAUGGCAUACCUGCUCAUGUUUGUCACCCUGCUGCAUCUCAUCACACUGGCUAUGCUGUUUAUUGCGACCAUGGAGAAGUCCUGGUGGGUGUGGGACGGCAUGGAAAACUCAGACUUAUGGUACAACUGUAGGUUUGACAACUCCACAGGAACCUGGUUGUGUGCAUCCUCCAAAGAAACUGAGUGGCUUCAGGCCGUGCAGGUGCUGAUGGUGCUCUCAGUGGUCUUCUCCUCAGUUUCCUUCUUGGUGUUCCUCGGUCAGCUCUUCACAAUGUCUAAGGGUGGACUCUUCUAUUUCACUGGACUGUGUCAAGUCUUUGCAGGACUGACCGCCUUUUGUGCAGCUCUCAUCUACACAUUGCGCAACAAGGACAUCCUUCCAGACUCCAAAGAACUUACUUCAGGACAGUUUGGCUACUGCUUCAUCCUGGCCUGGGUGUGUGUCCCCUUGUUGCUGUGCAGUGGGAUCAUAUACAUCCACCUGCGUAAGAAAGAGUGACCAGAAAAACAGGGGGAAAAAUGACGUCACCACCAGUAUUGGAAAGAAAAUGAUUAAAUUAACUUGUUUUUGAGAACUGUUUAUUUCACAGGAGUCACAGAUGCCUAUCUUAUGACGUGUAUGCUCAGGCUUCAUCUGAUGUGAUUAUGUGAGGUAUUUUUUUAUUUGUGUAUUCUGGAAAAAAAAUAUUAGGAUGUCACAGGGAAUUGGUCCAAUAUGUAACGCUCACCUUUUGCUUUAGGACAUUUUUUUUUACUUGUUUUGUUGUCCACUUGUGCCAUGUGUUGACUAAGUAAGGCAAAUACCAAAGCAGUGAUAGGAUAUGUAUUGUUUAUUAGUGAUGUUGGCUCUAUAAAUUGCUUUUUUCCCCCCUUACAGCUAACUGGAAAUGUAUAUUUUUGUACCUAAUGCUGAUGUACAAUAUUUUUAGCAGCAGCCCUGAAUAAAUAUCACACAAAAACAAA
This is a messenger RNA of Stegastes partitus (bicolor damselfish), 1077 nucleotides long. Its product is annotated as epithelial membrane protein 3-like. The coding region runs from base 116 to 613 and encodes 165 amino acids. Lineage: Eukaryota; Metazoa; Chordata; Actinopteri; Pomacentridae. The record is from RefSeq and is a predicted model, not a curated record. The transcript is spliced from 5 exons. Gene Ontology annotation, cellular component: plasma membrane.